ACCUCUUUUCUAGAUUCUGCCAGCUCGGCUUCACUAGCGUUAAUAGAAAAAUAUUCUUGUUAUACUUAUAAACAUCUUCGGUAUAGCUCUUGAGUGGACUUUUUUGUAUAACAGUCAAGGUGCGCUGGUUAUCACUGCGGUCUCGCCAAAAAUCCAUCCAGACUACAGUAGAAUAUGAGUUUUAUAGUUGAAGAGAGGGGGAACCCAAAUACACUAAGCUAUCGUUUGUUUUUCAAAAAUGCUGAUGGAAAGUACAUUUCCCCAUUCCAUGACAUCCCAAUGUACGCUGAUGAGAGCCAGAACAUUUUCCACAUGGUUGUUGAGGUCCCAAGAUGGACAAACGCAAAGAUGGAGAUUGCGACCAAAGACCCCCUGAACCCGAUCAAGCAGGAUGUGAAGAAGGGGAACCUGCGUUACGUGGCCAAUGUUUUCCCUCACAAGGGCUACAUCUGGAAUUAUGGAGCAAUACCUCAGACAUGGGAGGACCCGGGGCAUAAAGAUGGAGACACUGGCUGCUGUGGCGAUAAUGACCCCAUUGACGUUUGUGAGAUUGGUACCAAGGUGUGUUCACGUGGGGAGGUUAUUAAGGUGAAGGUGCUGGGGGUUUUGGCCAUGAUUGAUGAGGGGGAGACAGACUGGAAGGUCAUGGCCAUCAAUGUGGAGGACCCUGAAGCUAAGAACUUCAACAACGUCAGUGACAUCCAAAGGCUGAAGCCAGGAUACUUGGAGGCCACUGUGGACUGGUUCAGGAGGUACAAGGUACCAGACGGGAAGCCAGAGAACCAGUUUGCCUUCAAUGGGGAGUUUAAAGACAAGGACUUUGCGAUUGAGACAAUAAAGAACACACAUGACUUCUGGAAGGCACUUAUCUCUCAACAGACCAAUGCUGGAGGACUCAACUGUAAAAACACUUGUGUGUCGGGGUGUGACAACCCCUUCAGCAUCUCCAUGGACGAGGCCAAGGCUGUAGUAGAUGAGACAAGCCCUUGUGGACCUGGAGAGCCUAUCCCCUGUGCAGUGGACGCAUGGUUCUACUAUGAGAAGUAACUUCAAACCAGACCAGACCUUUGGCCCAGAAGUGCCUAAUUUGUUUAGCAAGGCAUACUUGAAGAUAAUCAUCGAUUGUAGGUGUGGUUGUAAGAGAAUUUUUGUUCCACCCUCGG
Molecule: messenger RNA, 1163 nt
Organism: Esox lucius (northern pike)
Lineage: Eukaryota; Metazoa; Chordata; Actinopteri; Esociformes; Esocidae
Gene: ppa1b
Product: inorganic pyrophosphatase 1b
Exons: 11
Coding region: 175-1047 (290 amino acids)
Biological process (GO): phosphate-containing compound metabolic process
Cellular component (GO): cytoplasm
Molecular function (GO): magnesium ion binding; inorganic diphosphate phosphatase activity
Source: RefSeq, a predicted model, not a curated record